AUGCCUUCCAACCUAGAGCGCAAAGCUUCGCGCAAAAAGAGGCAAACAAGAUUGACCUUCGAACUUGAUCCGACUGCGGCUGCCAGUUCGUCACCAGGAUCGAAACUCACCCCCGCCAAAGUGCGUUAUGGGACGCGUGGGAAAGAUGGAGUCUUCGCAGUCAGAACUCCACCUCGAAAGAUCAGCUUCGCCGUUGAAUCUGAUGCUACAGCCGCCAACCUCGAUGACGAUUCCGACGAGCAACCUACUUCUACAAGCUCACGAAGACGAAUGAACCGGUUUGACGGUGGCGAUGGACUUAGUAGUCCCCCGCGCACACAAGGUGGCAUGUUCUCCUCAUCGCGGGGCGUAAAUGCUAGCAAGAGUGGCAAUGAUAGCGAUGAUAGCGAGUCCUCAGACGAGCCUACUAUUCAAUUGGCCACAAGGAAAAGGAAACCCGUUACCAUAACAAUUGAGGACUCGUCGGAUGAAUUGAACAAGUCAAAUCUUGUUUUAAAACCUGCUCGGAGAAUGCGACGCUCGAAAGCAUUGUCUGAGCCUGUUCCUGAUGCAGAUCAGAGCGAUUCUGAUCCCGUGGUCAUCUCAUCCGUCGUCAGAAAGCCGGCUAGGAAUAAAACAGUACUAGGAGACAGUAGUGAAGAGGAUAUUGUGAGCCCUCGGAAGCGUGCGAGGAGAAAUUCUGUCGAUUCUUCAUCUAGCUCAGAUUCAGAUAUCAGGGCAUCACCUGCAAAGCGCCGACACACCUCCAACGGCCCUUCGAAUUCCGCAAGUAACGUGGAUUCUACACCAAGUUCUCCUGUUCAUGUCACGCGAAAAAUCACGCAAAGGAAACGUCACAGAACGCAGAAGGAAAAGGAGCUUGAACUUAUGAAGCUUAGGAGAGCGGGAGACAAGAACGCAGUUUUACCAGAUUCCGAAUCGUCAUCUGAAGAAGAAUCUGAUGCGGAACAAACGCUAGAGCAUCUAUCAGAGUUCGAAGAUGAGGAGGAAGAUGAGGAACCGGAAGAGCCAAAGGUCAGGCCAUCCAAAAAGGGGCGCGGUCCGUCAAAGAUCCAUGAGGAAGACGACGAUAACGAAGAGGAAGAUGAGGACGACUUCAUUAUUGAAGAUGACGAUGGGGCGAUCGGUAUUCCGGGUAGCUCGAACAUUCCUCUAGAGUUCACAUCUCAUUACAAUAAGCCGAUAAAAGAGCAUUUCAGAGACGCAGUAGAGUUCUUCGUUCAUAAAGAACUGAAUCCAACAUAUACGGAAAAACAGGAUUUGUUCAAGCGCGCAUUUCACAAACUCGAUUCCAAGCCAGAAGCCCUUAUGCAUAGCGAGUACAAGUCGUCGCAGUGGACUUCUCAAUUCAUUGUGGCUCUAGAAGCUCGUCCGAAUUAUGUGGAAACACCUGUAUCGGGCACGGAAUUUGGAGAAGGGAGGUGCGAGGCAUGUAAUCGCUCGAAACAUCCUCCGAAAUUCUCAAUCUCAUUCACAGGAAAGACGUACAACAAGGAGACUUUAGAAGAGAUCGAACAAGAUGAUGGUGAUGAUUCAGAUGAGCAAGAUUCCGGUGGACGUGCUGGGAGUGUUGACGGAUUGGGCCGUCGAAUUGCCCCUGAAGACAAAGAAUUUCUUACUGGUAGAUUCUGUCGUGCUAAAGCCCAAAAGGCUCACCUGCUCAGUCACUGGCGGUAUCAUCUCUACGACUGGGUUCGCGGAGAGCUAGAAAACGAACCCGAACUUGCACCCGAACGUGUCUUGAAGCACCGCAAGCUCAAACCCUGGGAGAAACGAGACCAAGUCGAAGCUAUCAUCGAGAGAUGGGAAAAUAAUGGUAAAUUGAAGGGCCUGUACCGAGAUUAUAACGAAUCGGUCAGCAAGUUGGGUGAAAUUGACGGUGGGAGUAGUGGGCGCUGGGGAUAG
Glarea lozoyensis ATCC 20868 is the source of this 1905-nucleotide messenger RNA. RefSeq lists its product as uncharacterized. The coding region runs from base 1 to 1905 and encodes 634 amino acids. The transcript is spliced from 3 exons. Lineage: Eukaryota; Fungi; Ascomycota; Leotiomycetes; Helotiales; Helotiaceae. Gene Ontology annotation, cellular component: nucleus. The record is from RefSeq and is a predicted model, not a curated record.